Molecule: messenger RNA, 4938 nt
Organism: Caenorhabditis sp. 36 PRJEB53466
Lineage: Eukaryota; Metazoa; Nematoda; Chromadorea; Rhabditida; Rhabditidae
Source: the annotation of a GenBank genome assembly
AUGGAAAGAGCCAAUUUGAGCAGGUUCAUUCUAGAGGUCGGAGAAAUGAAUCGUCAAAAGUUUUGCAACCUUGUUUUCAGGGUAUCUGUACUUCUCUCAGCACCACCAAAGCCCAAAUCAGCGAGUUGUUCUCUUUUCUGCUCAUCGACUCCGACAAUCUGAAACGGUGUGAUUUGACCGUCAAUGCGCUUCUCGACAAUUCGUUCAUAUCAAGGGACGGAGAGCUGCUGAGCCCAACGCAGCUCGGCCGAGCUGCCAUAGCUUCUUCUCUUCCCCCAGAAGCUGCGCUCGCCAUUUUCGAUGAUCUGAAUCUCGCGAGUCGGGCGAUCGCUUUGGAUACGGAACUUCAUAUGCUUUACUUGGUGCCAAGUUUAAUACCUUUCCACAGAAAUAACCUGAAGUAUUGCAGGUAACGCCUAUAAAUGUGAGCGUGUGGCAGGAGUGUGACUGGCAUCAUUUGUUCGCUCUCUUCUCCAAACUGCCUCCUGAUCAUCGAAGGAUAGCGAAGCUCGUUGGAGCCAGUGAAAAGUUCAUUCUGGAGCAGAUACAAGGGCGCCGAGACGAUGGACAGCUCCAGGUGCACACCCGAUUCUUCUCGGCUCUCGCGCUCUUCGAUUUGAUCAACGAAGUUCCCAUCUACGAGGUUGGAAUGUGUCAAACUAAUUGAAACAUCAAUUGGUUCAGGUAUCGCACAAGUACCGAAUUUCUCGCGGAUGUCUCCAAACCCUCCAAUCGCAGAGCGCCACUUAUUCAGGUUAGAACGAAUCGUUUCGGGUUCCGAAAGAAGGCGUCAUAUGUCCGAAAGCCACGGGGUCAGCACUGAUUGCCUCAGUUUAUCCGUUUGCAGCGAUGAUUGUGGCGUUCUGUCUCCGAUUGGGAUGGACGUAUCUGAAGGCGUUACUCGACGGAUUCGCGAUGAGAUUGAUGUUUGGCAUUCGAUCGGAGCUCUCGGAAUUGGUGGCGAUCGAAGGGAUCGAUGGACAGCGGUGUGGUGACGAGAUUACUGUAGACUCAACUAGUCGGGUGUUGCAGAGCUCGAAUCCUGCACGAAAAGGGAAUAACGUGUCUGUCGCACCUUUCCGCGUGCGAACCAUCCAAACUUGCUCACUUCCUAACACUCGCAGUUCCUUAUUCUAGGUAAGAAAAAACGAAAAACAGAGUGUGAUCGGCGGAUUACUGUAGCGGGGAGUGUGUUGCCGUUUCUGUCCCCCUUCUCCUUCUCCUCACACAAAUUGAGCCAAUUUGUGAACUGCGUUUUGUGUUGAUUAGGCAAAAGAUGAGGAGAGGAAGAAGAAGAAGACGACGACGAUGAUGAUGAUGGGGCAAACAUACACAAACUGACUGACUGAAGGCCUUUCUCAAUGCUCCACGGGGACGAAUUCUGACCUCGAAUUGGAAACAAUAGGAGGGGGAGGCGAGAAUGCGCCAAAUUUGAGACACAAUGGACCAUGAAGACAAUAUGUGAUCGGAUGAACGGCAGUAAUUGGUUUUGACGCCUUCCGGGAGUCGAUUAGACCGAUUAAGAAGUAAUGGAGAGAAACAACUGAUAGUAGGAAAUGACCCUCGGAAGGCUGUCAAUAGGCAUGUCCUCAUUAUCGUCCGUUCCUUCGACUCAUUAGCACGUGGCAUCAUCAUCUACCACCUCGUCUCCUUCCCAUACUAUCACAAUCCGGAUGGUAUUGCAUUGUUACGUCAUGACAGUUCACUGACUCUCAUGUUUUGUCAACACCAAUUAUGACGCCAUUCCACCAGAAAGCACCUGCUUCUUCUCUUUCGUUGCAGCUCGAAUUCGAACGAUGGACUUGGCGAAUGGUUGUUCGGGGAGCCACGUAUGCGUGUCGAGGUGGCAGCCAUGAUUCUGAAGGAACGGGCGAGAAUAGUCCUGCAAAGAAGAAUUCUGGAGCUCGGAAUCCACGUCGAACUUCCGAAGCACGAAGAGCAAGAGAGUUGUGAUAGUGGACUUCCGGACAGUUGCACGGAUUCAGAGAUGGCUGAGCAGGAAGAGGACUUGAGGACCGUGGAGGAGAUGACGAAAAGUGUUACGGAGGUAUUCAUCAGGUAAUUAGAUUUUAAAAUAAAGUUGUUUGAUUUCAGAUGUCUCUUGUGGAUACUUCGAGUGAUGAGGAAGAUAAAGUGAAACGGAAAGAGACGUGUACACCCGUAAAGAUGGAAGAGGGCGACAACGACGUAGAAGUCGAGGAGACGGUGAUCGAAUGUCUCGAGACUUCACUUUUGAGACUGAAAGCAUCGAAAGACGAGGUUUUUCUACGCAGACUCUCUCAGACAUUCUCUCCAGCCCGCAGAAGAAGGAGUAUUCUGAACGACUCCCUCUGUGAAGACUCUUUCGAUCGUCCCGUUCCCGGGUCGAUCCCCAUCUCAUUCAAAACACCUCUGCGGAACCAUGCAGCCACGUCAUCUCCAAUGGGAAGCUCUCCGUAUUUCGAAGAUUCUUUUGAUCGUCCCGUCCCUGGAUCUAUGCCUCUUUCUGCAUUGAAGUCAAAAAGACAGUCCUUUCUGAAAACCGAAUCAGUCAGCUCUCUCAAUUCUUCCAUUGGUACGUGAAUUUUUAUUAAAAAACAUUAUUUUCCCCCAAUUCAAUCAUUUUCAGUCUCUGAAAAUAAGUCGUUCGAUGUAUUUGCGACGCCGCCGAUAAAAGAGGAAAAUGCGAGAACCGCGAUAAAACACGGGCGAAUCACUGAUUACAUAGACUCUCCUUUGUCCGCUUUCACGUUUUCUCCGAUUCUGAAACAUGCGAAGUUGGAUCCAAAUCGGCUCUGGCUUGAAGACGUAUGCUAUGACGUGGCGUCUUGGAAAAACUGGAUCCAAUCGGCAGUGUCCGCAGCUAGCUGUUCAGUCAGUGUGCACAAAAACGGGGUCGCUGUGAGCACUGGCAUCAGGACGGCCUUCAUUCCACUAAUAAAAGAGUUCGGCGGAGGUACUCAGAAUCAGUAUCUUCAAACUAACAAAAAACGUCGAAAUUUCAGUCGCGAGCCCGAAUCCAUCAAUGUUCGCAACCCUCGGAAGAUGCGUGAUUCCUUUGGAAAGUCGUCUGCAAAGCCUAAGACUGUUGAUGCAGUCCGUGGAAACGUUUGUAAUGUCCAUGGAAGACGCCUUCUACUUGUUCGAUGAAUAUUCUCUUCAGGUACAGAAACCGCACGGGCCGGCAAAGUAUACAGGGGACUGGAAAUUGUGAAGCUGUAACUUCCCACAUAAACCUUACAUUUACCUCUAACCUGACUCAUUUUGAAGAACACAGUAAAAUUUAACUUUCAUAAAAAAAAAUCAGAGGUCUCCAUGUUCGAUUUCUGGAGAUACAUUUUUAAAAAACGAUAGUCCCAUGUAUGAAAAGCCGGUCCGUGGAAACUGAUUUUAAUCUGAUAACAUUUAGAUUGCUCGGAUAAAAGUUAUCAAGGUUGAAGCUCACCUGAAUCAUUUGAUCGAAUGCGAAAAACAGGACAAUAGUGACUGGUUCCCGAUGCUUCUCAAACAUGUCCCUCCAGAGAUUCAAACAGCCUACGCAGUCUCGCAAAACGAGCACAAAACGGUCAUCGAAGCAUUCGCGAUGAAGAGAAUCUUCGAGAGCCUUCAACACUCCGCAAUCCUCUGUUCUUCCAAGGAGAGUGUCCGUCUGGAAAUGUCUACCUGCCAGACUGUUCUCAAUAUGUUUUACGCGGGAAUUUCGUUCGAUCAGUCUGGCUGCUCAUCUUUUGUCAAGACCAUUCGAAACAAACUUGAAUGUUUGGAAGAAGAGAUUUGGAGGUUUUCUCACGGAAAGUUCAACUUGGAUUCCCCAUACGAAGUCUCGAAUGUUCUCUUCCAUCGUCUUGGUCUUGUUUAUCCGGAGACGUCCGCUUGCAAGACAAAACAACGACAUUUUCCGACUAAUAAAGCGAUUCUGGAGCAAUUGACAGAACAACACGUGGUGGUCGGAAAGAUUCUGGAGUACCGUCAUAUUCAGCAUACUCUCACACAAUGUCUCCUUCCACUCGAAAAGUGCAAACAACGAAUUCAUUGCUGGUUUGAAAUGUGCACAAUGACUGGAAGAAUAAUGACGAUCAGGCCUAAUUUGCAAGUGAGAUUAAUAAAAUUUCAUUAUCGAAACGGAGCUGUGAACUGUUUCAGAAUGUGCCAAAAAGAGUGUCCUCCGAAGGAAUGUCCGCCCGUCAGUUGUUCAUUACCAGUCCUGGAACGCUAUUUAUCGGCGCCGAUUACAAACAACUUGAGCUACGAGUUCUAGCGCAUCUCAGCCAAGAUCCGAUUCUCUGUGACCUGAUAGCUCAGGAUCGGGACUUGUUCGGAGAGCUCGCCACCGAAUGGAAGUUCCCGCGGGACGCCGUCAAGCAGCUCUGCUACGGGCUCAUUUAUGGAAUGGGAGCCAAAAGUUUGGCAGAGUUGACCAAGAUGAAAGUGGAAGAAGCAGAAAAGAUGCUCAAGACGUUCUUCUCAAUGUUUCCUAGUUGGUUUUCUAUACGAGUUUUGUAGAUAAAUUUUGAAAUUCAGAAGUGAGAUCUUACAUAAACGAAACUAAGGAGAAGGCGGCGAAAGAAGAGCACGUGGCGACAAUCCUGGGGCGGAAAAAAAUGAUAAAAAUGAGUGUAAUUGGAGAAGAGAAAGCGAGAAUGGAACGGGUCGCAGUCAACUACACCAUUCAGGGAUCUGCCAGCGAGAUAUUCAAGACGGCAAUGAUUGAAAUUGAAAAGAAAAUUAAAGGUUUGGGAAACCGAAUAUAAAGCUUCAGCAUUUUCCAAAUUUUCAGAAUAUAACUCUCAAAUCGUUCUAACAAUUCACGAUGAAGUUCUAGUCGAAAGUCCUAUUGGCCACGUGGCAACUGUCUCCGACAUUGUCCGUGAUUGCAUGCAAUGCUCACUUGCUCACUUGUUACGGGUUCCGAUGAGGGUGUCUCUGAAGACCGGUCCAUCAUGGGCGGGAUUGAAAUAA